Dromaius novaehollandiae (emu) is the source of this 1792-nucleotide messenger RNA. RefSeq names its product spermatogenesis associated 2 like (gene SPATA2L). The transcript has 3 exons. Gene Ontology annotation, cellular component: cytoplasm. The record is from RefSeq and is a predicted model, not a curated record. Bases 149 to 1489 code for a protein of 446 amino acids. NCBI's taxonomy places the organism in Eukaryota, Metazoa, Chordata, Aves, Casuariiformes, Dromaiidae.
GGCGGAGCGCCGGGGCUGGCUCCGCCCCUUGGGGGGCGUGGCAGCGGGGACUGCCCCGCAUACGUCACCGCCCGAAGCGGGCGGGGCGCGGGAGAAGCGGAAGGGGCGCCGCUGCGGCACGGCGGGGAGCGGAGGCGGCAGCGGCAGGAUGUGCUCCGGCGCGGCGCUGCGGCAGGAGUACCGGCGCUGCCUGGAGCGGGACUGCCGGAGGGGCCGCGCCGGCGCCUGCUCCGACGCCGCCUUCGCGGAGACGCUCCGCCAGCGCCUGCGGGACGACCCGGCGCUGCUCCGGGCCCUGCAGGACGACGCCGGGACCCUCCUGGCCGCCGGCCUGCGGGGCCGCCGCGACCUGGGGCAGGCGCUGCGGGGCCUGGCCGCCGCCUUCGAGCUGCUGGAGCUGGCUGCCGUCAACCUCUACCUCUUCCCCUGGCGCCGGGAGUUCGGCACCGUCAAGACCUUCUCGGGGGCCUACGUGCACCGGCUGCGGACGGCGCUGCCCGAGGCCGAGCUCGCGCGGAGCUUCGGCCGCCUGGGCUACGCGCGGCGGGACGACCACCACCUCGCCGUCUCCCGGCCGCCCCCGGGGCCCGAGCUCGUCGCCGCCGCCUGCGGCUUCUUCGCCUGCCGGCUGGAGUGCGAGAUCCUGGCGGAAGCGAUGCUGCGGCUGCGGCCGCGCCGGGUGCGCGCCCAGGAGCUGCUCGAGGCGCGGCGGCUCGCCGGCGGCGUGGAGGCCUGCGUGGAGAUGCUGUGGCGCGACGCCGGCGGCGGCGACUCCGUGGACCUGUACCGGGAGCCGCCGGCGGGCCCCGAGGACGCCGGCCCCGCGGGAGGCCGGCAGGACGCAGCCCCCUCGCCGCUGCCUGGAUCCGGCCCACGGGAGCGGAGCGCCAGGCUGUGGAGGGACCCGGCUGGGCCGCGGGGCGCUCAGGACGCGCCCAGGAGGUGCUGGGACCUCACGGGACGCAGUGAGCUGGGGCAGGAGCUGCUCCCCGCCGAGGGCACCGGCGAGCCGGACGCCUCCGCUCUGCUCUUCCCGGAGCAGGAGCUCGGUGCAGCCAGCAGCGCCCGCGAUGCCGUGAGUGCAGGCUCCCAGGCGAGCGCCCGCUGCUCCCCCCCUGCGCCCGCCCUGAGCCGGGCAGCAAACUGCCCCGCGCUGGGCCCGGGCGGCAGGGCCGUGCCGGGGGAGCCCCAGCAGCCCCCGGGGAGCGGCAGGCCCGGGGAUUUGCCCCCCGCCGCCCCGUGGCCCGCCGGCGGGGAGGCCCCGGAGCUGCCCUGCUACCAGCUGCACUCGUGCCUGCGCCGCGGCGCGCUGCCCUCCUACUGCUGCGCUACCUGCCAGCAGCUCCACGCCAGCGCCUGCGCGGCCGCCCAGGCCUGCCGGACCCGCCACCGCGGCCAGGAGCUGCGCAGCGAGAAGCAGCGGCGCCUCUGGCUGCAGAGGACAGAGGUGGACAUGCUGCUGGCCGACGGCGCCGGCGCCCGGCCCUAGCCGGCGGAAAGGCCGUGGGGAAGGGCCCCCCCCCCGGGCCCGGCUUUAGGGGAACUGCUGCUGGCGGCGCGGGAUUUCACGGCUCUCCGGGCAGCCUGAGGAUAAGGAGACCGAAGCUCUCGCCCCAGUGCUCCUUCCAAGCGGUCAGCGGUAGCGGGGCCUGCGCCGAGCCCCGCUGCCGGGCAGCACCAGGCAGCACGUGCCCCUCCUCGGGCAGCGGGCGAUGGGCUCCGGAGCACCAGGACUGCUCUCUCCCUGCUGUAACCGCCUCGGUGCAUCUCAGUAAAACGCGGCUGCCCACGG